Photinus pyralis (common eastern firefly) is the source of this 2367-nucleotide messenger RNA. RefSeq names its product DNA repair protein REV1 (gene Rev1). The transcript is spliced from 7 exons. The record is from RefSeq and is a predicted model, not a curated record. Gene Ontology annotation, cellular component: nucleus. The coding region runs from base 102 to 2339 and encodes 745 amino acids. Gene Ontology annotation, molecular function: DNA-directed DNA polymerase activity; damaged DNA binding; deoxycytidyl transferase activity. NCBI's taxonomy places the organism in Eukaryota, Metazoa, Arthropoda, Insecta, Coleoptera, Lampyridae. Gene Ontology annotation, biological process: error-free translesion synthesis; error-prone translesion synthesis.
UGACAAUUGCCAUGUAUCAUUUUUCAUACUGGUUAAAGUGUGGUUACGUUAUGUAUUUUAGUUUUAGGUAUUUUCAUUUUCUCUUCCAAAAUAAAUAGGGAAUGACUUCGAGAAAUGACGAGGACGACAACGGAUUUGCGGAAUGGGGGGGCUACAUGGCCGCAAAGAAAGCGAAGCUCGUCGAGCAGUACGAGCAGCAAGCCUCCUCGUCGAAGAAACAGUCGGACAUCCUGACCGGGGUCGCGAUCUACGUAAACGGCUACACGUCGCCUUCGGCCGAGGAGCUCAAGAUCUUAAUGUCGGCGCACGGCGGCGUUUACCACACGUACCAAAUGCCGAAGACGACUCACAUCGUCGCCUCGAUCUUACCGAACGCGAAGGUGAAGCAACUCGGCAGCGUUCCCAUCGUUAAGGCCACGUGGAUAUCGGAUAGUAUCGCCGCGGGCGCGCUUCUGGACCACCGGAAGUAUCUGCUGUACACGGGUCACGACGACAAACAGCCGAAAUUGGACUGCGUUAGACCGAAGACGCUUACGGCGGCCGACCCCGGUUUUCUCUCCGAGUUUUAUAAUAACUCGCGACUACACCUCAUCUCGACUUUGGGCGCCGAAUACAAGCAGUUGGUGAACCAGUUGAGGGAGAAGUCGAACGGCGUCUACCCGGGCAGGGAACGGCUGAGGACAUUACCGCGGGGUCUCGCGCCGUCUGAAAGGGUGGUGAUGCACAUCGACAUGGAUUGCUUCUUCGUGUCGGUCGGACUGAGAAGCAGGCCGCAGUUGCGAGGUCGACCGGUUGCGGUCACGCACGGGCGGGGCACGCCGAUAAAUCGUCCACAGGCUAGUGUCGAGUGCGAGAACGAGCUCGUGAAGAAGUAUUUCCCGAACGAGAAUUUCGAGGAUGUGGAUUCGCACGGGUCGAUGGCGGAGGUGGCGAGCUGCAGUUACGAGGCUCGGCAGUGCGGCGUGCGCAAUGGUAUGCUUCUAGGUAACGCCUUGAAAAUUUGCUCCGACCUGAAAACGAUCCCCUACGACUUUGAGGGCUAUCGCGAGGUCUCGACGGCGUUGUAUAAGACCAUUGCCGAGUACACGCUCGAUAUCGAGGCGGUGAGCUGCGACGAGAUGUACGUCGACGUGGCUCCGAUUUUGGCCGCUGCAAACAUUACGGUCGAAGAUUGGGCGACUCACAUUCGCAAGGAAGUGAUUGCGGUCACCGGUUGUCCGUGCUCAGCGGGGUUCGGCGCAAAUCGGCUUCAGGCCCGUUUGGCCAAUAAGAGGGCGAAGCCGGCCGGUCAGUUCUAUUUGAGGCCCGACGACGUCGAGACUUACAUGGCGCAGGUCAGCCUGUCCGAUUUGCCGGGGGUUGGUUCGGCAACCGUCGCGAAACUUACCAAAAUGGGUUUACAUAAAUGUGGUGAUUUACAGACAGUUUCAAGAGGCCAAAUCCAGGCGGAACUGGGCAACAAGAUCGGACAAACCGUCGCGGAUCUCGCGAACGGCAUCGAUCACAAACCGCUCAACUUCCAUCACGAACGCAAGUCCGUCUCGGCGGACGUGAACUACGGCAUCCGCUUCAAGGACAAGACCGAGGCGUCGAACUUCCUGCAGUCGCUUUCGGCGGAGGUCUGCGCGCGUUUGAAGGACGUCGGAAUGCGCGCGAGAUGCCUGACGCUGAAGCUGCUGGUGCGCGCGCCCGACGCCCCCGUAGAACCGGCCAAGUACCUCGGCUGCGGCGUCUGCAAUACGAUCACCCGCUCGACGACGUCGGCGGGCGCACUCGGCGACGCGGCUAGCAUCUACAGGGAGGCGAAGGUCUUGCUCGAUCGCUGCGCGGUCAAUCCCCGCGAGCUUCGCGGCGUCGGCGUACAGUUGACGCGUCUCGAGGCGACGCCGCCCCGCAACACCGCCAUUAAGCGAUUCCUCCAGGGGGAAGUCAAGGCGUCGGCGAGUAACAAGAUCGAUUUGCGCACCUCCGAUGAGCUUCCCAACCGUAUUACACCUGAGGUUGUUUACGAGUACCCGGGGGAGAAAUCGCCCUUCGAAAGCUUGACUUUGGACGAACUGCGGCCGCUCAUCUUAAAGUGGCUGGAAUCGACAGCGACCCCUAAGAAUAUUGAUGUGACGCUUCUGGCGGAGUACCUGAAACAACUGGCCAUUGAUAGACAAAUUGAACGACUGAAGGUGGUCCUCAGUUUCUUGUACAGGCACAUCUCCAGAUUGGGGUCCUGCAAGUGGCACGACGCCUAUUGGAAAUUAAUCGACAUCGUCCAAGAGGGAAUGGUGGCACGUUACGGCGGCACGAUGCUGGUCGAGCGCAGCUUCUGUUGUUCUGUACAUUCGUAGGAAAAUAAAUAAACGAGACUAUGGUUUA